This is a messenger RNA of Malassezia globosa CBS 7966, 1515 nucleotides long. RefSeq lists its product as uncharacterized. The record is from RefSeq and is a predicted model, not a curated record. Gene Ontology annotation, molecular function: flavin adenine dinucleotide binding; dihydrolipoyl dehydrogenase (NADH) activity. The coding region runs from base 1 to 1515 and encodes 504 amino acids. Gene Ontology annotation, cellular component: oxoglutarate dehydrogenase complex; mitochondrion. NCBI's taxonomy places the organism in Eukaryota, Fungi, Basidiomycota, Malasseziomycetes, Malasseziales, Malasseziaceae. The transcript has a single exon.
AUGUUGAGUGCCCUUCUUUCUCGUCGUACAUCUGUAUCUUUGCGGGCCAUGCAGCCCAUGACGCUACCGCGUGUGGUGCCUGCCAUGUCGCGAGGCCUUGCGUCGGGCUCUGAGCCUUAUGAUGUGGUGGUCAUUGGUGGCGGUCCAGGCGGCUACGUGGCCGCAAUCAAGGCUGGUCAGCUUGGCUUGCGUACAGCCUGCAUUGAGAAGCGUGGAUCUCUUGGCGGCACUUGUUUGAAUGUUGGGUGUAUCCCAUCGAAGUCGCUGCUGAACAACUCACACAUCUUCCAUGACACAACGCAUAGCCUUAAGAAACGUGGCAUUGAUGUCAAGGAUGUGACGCUGAACUUGCCGACUAUGAUGCAGGCCAAAGAAAAGGCUGUGACGGGCUUGACAAAGGGUGUAGAGAUGCUGCUGAAGAAGAACAAGGUCGACUACAUCAAGGGUAUGGCGAGCUUUGCGUCACCGACAUCUGUGGAUGUUCAGCUGCUGGAUGGCGGUAACACGCAAGUUGAGGCGAAGAACAUCAUCAUUGCAACGGGCAGUGAAGUGACACCCUUCCCUGGUGUAGAGAUUGAUGAGAAGCAGAUCGUCAGCUCGACGGGUGCUCUGUCGCUUGAGAAGGUGCCGGAAAAGAUGGUAGUGAUUGGUGGCGGUGUGAUUGGUCUUGAGUUGGGCAGUGUGUGGAGCCGUCUCGGUGCGCAGGUGACGGUGAUUGAGUUCCAAGACAGCAUUGGCGGCCCUGGCGCCGACGCUGAGCUUGUGAAGCAGUUUAAGAAGGUGCUAGAGAAGCAGGGUCUCAAGUUCGAGAUGGGCACGAAGGUGUCGUCUGUUGAGAAGAGCAAUGGUAAGGUGUCGCUGAAGGCAGAGACAAAGAGCGAUGGCAAGACUAAGGAAUUCGAAGCGGACGUCGUGCUGAUGUGCAUUGGUCGCCGUCCCGUGACCACUGGCCUCAACCUCGAGGCUAUUGGCGUGGAAGUGGACCAGCGUGGCCGCGUCGUUGUCGAUGACCAGUACAACACGUCGUGCAAGGGCGUGAAGUGUAUUGGCGAUGCGACCUUUGGUCCUAUGCUCGCGCACAAGGCUGAGGACGAAGGUAUUGCGGCCGCCGAGAUCAUUGCUUCCGGCUACGGCCACGUAAACUACGAUGUGAUCCCUUCUGUGAUCUACACGUACCCAGAGGUGGCGUGGGUCGGCAAGUCGGAAGAGACGCUGAAGGCAGAGGGUGUUGAGUACAAGGUGGGCAAGUUCCCCUUCAUGGCGAACUCGCGUGCCAAGACCAAUGACGAAACGGACGGCUUCGUUAAGUUUGUCGUCGAGAAGGAAACGGAUCGUGUGUUGGGUGUGCACAUUAUUGGCCCGAAUGCCGGUGAGAUGAUCGCUUCCGCAUGCUUGGCCAUGGAGUACUCGGCUAGUGCCGAGGACAUUGCCCGCACAUGCCAUGCCCAUCCGACGCUGUCUGAGGCGUUCAAGGAAGCUGCCCUUGCUAGCUAUGACAAGCCUAUCAACUUUUAA